AUGCUCGCCCUUGUGGCAGUGAGCAGCGUGGCAGCACUUCCUGCUGCUCGAAAGUCGAAUGACCUAUGGUAUCUCGACCCACUGGAGAAGUCGCACCAAGCCAAGUCGGCCAUGCAGCAAUUCCUCGCACCUGUUGUGCCGAAGAAGGACUGGUCGGAGCAUAGAGACAUCGUCAUCCGACCACCACCACAUCUCCCGCCACCCAUGAACGAAGAGGUGGAAGACAAGCCAGCUUAUGUCAUUAGCGAAUUUGUCGAGCUAUUUCCGCUGGACGACAUCUGA
This is a messenger RNA of Recurvomyces mirabilis, 282 nucleotides long. RefSeq lists its product as uncharacterized. The record is from RefSeq and is a predicted model, not a curated record. The transcript has 2 exons. Bases 1 to 282 code for a protein of 93 amino acids. NCBI's taxonomy places the organism in Eukaryota, Fungi, Ascomycota, Dothideomycetes, Mycosphaerellales, Teratosphaeriaceae.